Messenger RNA from Necator americanus (New World hookworm), 918 nucleotides. RefSeq lists its product as uncharacterized. Bases 1 to 918 code for a protein of 305 amino acids. NCBI's taxonomy places the organism in Eukaryota, Metazoa, Nematoda, Chromadorea, Rhabditida, Ancylostomatidae. The record is from RefSeq and is a predicted model, not a curated record. The transcript is spliced from 8 exons. Gene Ontology annotation, molecular function: Notch binding.
AUGUAUGAUGUUGUAGCGCCUCCGCCUCCUGUUGAGGAUGAAGCUCAAACUGAGAUUCUCAUAAAGGGUAUUAAGGAUGUCAAGCCCUUCCUUUACUAUGAUGCACUAUUCGCCACAGUAUCUGUCACUUCUUGCAUAACUCGAAAUUGGGCGAUGACCAUCCUCGUCUACUUCAUCCAAUUCUUAUUCGCCGCCACCUUAGCUCAAGAACGACUCAAAGAUCUUCCACUACCUCCGGAUUACUGCAAAAAUGGAGGAGUUUUUGUUAAUGGUGAAUGCGUCUGUACCCUCCGCUACGAAGGGAAACAAUGCGAGCAGGAGCGAUGUCUGAAUGGAGGUCGUCGCCAUAAAGUGAACGGACAGGUACGGUGUCAUUGCCCUUUUGGGCUUUCCGGCGAUCGUUGUGAGAAGGUCACAUAUUGUGAGCCUGGAAAAGGAAAAUUGGUGAACGGUAAAUGUGAAUGUAGCGCAAGAUGGACUGGACUCUUCUGCCAGAUGCGCACUUGUUAUAAUGGGAUCCCUACCGGUGGAAUGGAAGGUUUCUGUCUCUGCGACGUUGGUUUCACCGGCCCUUUCUGCGAUGUACCGUUGAUUUGCGAGAAUGGAGGCAAAGUUACUCAGGAUAACGAAUGCUCCUGUCCGUCAGAAUACACUGGAGAACGAUGCGAACUGUGUGCUAUUGGUCAUAUCCUUGAAGGGAAACGUUGCGUUCCUGAAGUGUUGGAAUCGUCCCUGGUCGCACAUGCAGGCUCCUUAUCGUCCAGAUCUUUCGCGUGGCCUAUCGUAGUUAUAGGAUGUGUUGCUGCUCUCGCUGUAGUUCUUCUCAUCACCGCUAUCACACUUGCAGUUCGUCGAUGGAGUUCCAAACCAUCGAGAGAGAACAGCGUUCGGGGACAACCUGACGCAACUGACGUUUAG